AUGCCGGAACUUUUCGGCACGUUGAAUCAACCAAGGCAUACACGCCGUCCGCCGUUGUUUCCAGAAGAAUGGGUUACCCUCUUUGAUCAUGAAGGUAAAUUAGCCGUGCCCGUGCAACGUAUUCGUCAACUCAUUUUUCAAGGCGGUUUGGACCAUGAUAUUCGCAUUGAAGCAUGGAAAUUUUUGCUCGGUUUGUAUCCGUGGGAUUCCAACUAUAACGAACGUGAAGCUAUUCGUCGUAGCCAAAGGGACAUGUACUUUUAUUCCAUCAAAGCCAAAUGGUUCGACCAUCCUGAAGUGCGUGAAUCAAGAGAGUUUCAAGAUGAGAAGCACCGUAUUGAUAAGGAUGUACAUCGUACAGAUCGUUCUCAGGAAGCCUUUGUAGGUGAUGAGUUGCCUAAUCCAGACCCACAAAUGAAUGUUGGUACCAACCCCAAUUUGGAGAUCAUGAAGGAUAUUUUGGUGAGCUAUAACUUUUAUAAUGCGGACCUGGGGUACGUACAAGGCAUGUCGGAUUUAUUGGCCCCCCUCUUUGUUGCCAUGGGAGACGAGGCGAUGGCAUUCUGGGCGUUCAAAGCGUUUAUGGAGAGAGUGCAGUCGAACUUUUAUAUGGAUCAGUCCGGUAUGCAUGGCCAGCUUAAACUGCUAAAUAGCUUGAUCAAGUUUAUGGAUCCCAUAUUGUAUCAGCGACUAGAGGAAACGGAAACUUCAAAUCUUUUCUGUUGCUUUCGGUGGCUACUGGUGUGGUUCAAACGUGAAUUUGACUGGGAAGAUGUCAUUAAGUUAUGGGAGGUAUUAUGGACAGAUUAUCUGACAGAUAAGAUGGUGUUGUUUAUUGCUAUAGCGAUAUUGGACGCUCAUCGAAAGGUGAUUUUGGAAGACUUGCAUCAGUUUGAUGAAGUGUUAAAGUAUAUCAAUGAUCUCAGCGGUAAUAUACCUCUAGAGUCUACGUUAGAGAGGGCCGAAGUUCUGUAUUAUCAAUUCGAAAGGAAAGUCAAAGCUAUGCAACGCAAGCAAUCACUCUUCCAACAGCAGUUGCAGAUAAGAUCCGUUUGGAAUAGUGCGGAACGAUCAAAAAUUCAAGACCGCAUUAGCAGAUUACAAGUGCCUGCUAUUCUGUUACAGCUAUUACCUCCUCAUCCAACCCCUUCUUCAUAA
Molecule: messenger RNA, 1158 nt
Organism: Mycotypha africana
Lineage: Eukaryota; Fungi; Mucoromycota; Mucoromycetes; Mucorales; Mycotyphaceae
Product: rab-GTPase-TBC domain-containing protein
Exons: 2
Coding region: 1-1158 (385 amino acids)
Biological process (GO): activation of GTPase activity
Molecular function (GO): GTPase activator activity
Source: RefSeq, a predicted model, not a curated record